GAGUUGACUACAUAUUAUUAUCAUAUAGCAAGUAGGAAGCAAGCAACCUCUUCCUUGCAUCAAGGGUCUUCUCUUCCCUCUUUCUCUUCAUUGUCUUUUUGGGAAGCCGAAGUCUUCGCCUUCUCCCGGUUCGACUGUUUCGGGCCCGAGUAUACAUGGCGAGCCUCCGGCGAUGGCUCGCUUUAUUUGCGGUCCUGGCAGCAGCGGCAUCCACCGGGUCGGUGUCCGGCCGGUUCGUGGUCGAGAAGAACGGCGUGAGAGUGAUCCGCCCGGAGCACAUCAGGGGGCGCCACGACGCCGCCAUCGCCAACUUCGGCGUGCCGCAUUACGGGGGGACCUUGUUGGGCGUCGUCAUGUACCCUGACAAAAACACCACCGCGUGCGACGCCUUCGACGGCACCCCCUUCAAGUUCCGGUCCAGGCGCCCUGUUAUUCUGCUUGUUGAUCGAGGAGAUUGCUACUUCGCUUUGAAGGCAUGGAACGCGCAGCAAGCCGGUGCUGCAGCAGUUCUGGUCGCCGACAACACCGACGAGCCUCUGCUCACCAUGGACAACCCUGAGGAGAGCCAAGCCUCGGACUACGUCGACAAGAUCUCCAUCCCCUCCGCCUUCAUCAACCGUGAAUUCGGCGAGACCCUCAAGAAGGCCUUGGCGAAGGGGACCGACCAGGUUGUGGUGAAGUUGGACUGGAGAGAGUCGAUGCCUCACCCCGACGAGAGGGUGGAGUACGAGUUCUGGACGAACAGCAACGACGAGUGCGGGCCUCGGUGCGACGAGCAGAUGAGCUUCGUCAAGAACUUCAGGGGCCACGCCCAGCUGCUGGAGAAGGGAGGUUUCACUCAGUUCACCCCUCACUACAUCACCUGGUACUGCCCUGAGGCCUUCCUGCUCAGCAAGCAGUGCAAAGCCCAGUGCAUCAACAGGGGUAGAUACUGCGCUCCGGAUCCCGAGCAGGACUUCGACGCGGGGUACGACGGCAAGGAUGUGGUGAUCGAGAACUUGAGGCAGCUUUGCGUUCACAGAGUCGCGAACGAGACCGGUCGGCCGUGGGUAUGGUGGGACUUCGUCACCGAUUACCAUGUCAGGUGUUCGAUGAAGGACAAGAAGUACAGCAGAGACUGCGCCCAAGACGUCCUCAAAUCCCUUGGGUUGCCUCUGGACAAGAUCACCAAAUGCAUGGGUGAUCCUGAAGCUGAUGUCGAGAAUGAUGUCCUAAGAAUGGAGCAAGAACUCCAGAUUGGACAUGAUUCUCGUGGAGAUGUGACUAUCUUACCCACCUUGGUCAUAAACAAUGUUCAGUAUCGAGGGAAACUGGAGAGGAGUGCUGUGCUCAAAGCAAUAUGUGCAGGAUUCAAAGAGUCAACCGAGCCUCCUGUCUGCUUGAAUGGAGAUAUCGAGACAAACGAAUGCCUUCGAUCAAAUGGUGGUUGUUGGCAAGACUCAAAGUCAAAUAUCACAGCCUGCAAGGAUACUUUCAGAGGAAGACUGUGUGUAUGCCCUAUGGUUAACAAUGUUCAGUAUCAAGGAGAUGGAUACACAUCUUGUGAAGCUGUUGGACCAGGAAGAUGUGCAAUGGACAAUGGAGGCUGCUGGUCUGAGACUCGAGAUGGACAAACAUUUUCGGCAUGCUCGGACUCGGUGUUGACCGGUUGUCGCUGUCCUGCUGGAUUCCAUGGUGAUGGUUAUCAGUGUGAAGAUACCGAUGAAUGCAAGGAGAAGCUUGCCUGCAGCUGCCCUGAGUGCUCCUGUAAGAAUACAUGGGGUGGAUAUGACUGCAAGUGCAAGGGCAACCAGUUGUACAUAAAAGGGGAGGACACUUGCAUAGCCAAGAAUAUGUCAAGAUUUGGAUGGAUAUUGACACUCUUAGUUCUUUCAUGUGUGGCUGGUGCUGGAAUAGCAGGCUAUUUAUUCUACAAAUACAGGCUCAGAUCUUACAUGGACUCUGAGAUCAUGGCUAUCAUGUCCCAGUACAUGCCACUUGAUAACCACAACAAUGAGAUCCAACCUCUGAGACAAGAUUCAACAGCCUGAUGAGGGAAUAAAUCCACAAUAUUGGGAAUCGAUAAAUCACAAGGAGACAUUAUAUUGUGGCCACAAAUUUUCAAGAUACUGCUGUGUUGUAGGUCAACAAUUUGGUAUACAUGAAUCAAUUUUCUUGUACAAUAAAUACGGUAAGACAAAGGUCCAUUAUUAGCCACCAAUUCCAGAUGGCAUAAUUAAACUAAAAUGUUUUUGUA
Messenger RNA from Musa acuminata AAA Group (dessert banana), 2236 nucleotides. Its product is annotated as vacuolar-sorting receptor 6-like. The transcript has 13 exons. NCBI's taxonomy places the organism in Eukaryota, Viridiplantae, Streptophyta, Magnoliopsida, Zingiberales, Musaceae. The record is from RefSeq and is a predicted model, not a curated record. The coding region runs from base 156 to 2030 and encodes 624 amino acids. Gene Ontology annotation, molecular function: calcium ion binding.